Molecule: messenger RNA, 3032 nt
Organism: Gallus gallus (chicken)
Lineage: Eukaryota; Metazoa; Chordata; Aves; Galliformes; Phasianidae
Gene: COQ10B
Product: coenzyme Q10B
Exons: 5
Coding region: 28-720 (230 amino acids)
Biological process (GO): ubiquinone biosynthetic process; cellular respiration
Cellular component (GO): mitochondrion
Molecular function (GO): ubiquinone binding
Source: RefSeq, marked validated
GGCAGCCGGCGAGGAGCGGGGUCCGGGAUGGCGCGCAGCGGGCGGGCGCUCGGCAGGGCGCUGACAGGGAGGCUCGCCGCCGCGCCGCAGCCCCGAGCGGCUGCUGUCAGGCACUUGGCUUCUUGUGGUAUUCUGAUGACCAGAAUUUCUCCUUUGCAAGUGCCUGUGCUAAGCCAUACCUUCUCAAGAAGCUUCUUCAACAUUGCUGCACCACUAGUAAAUAAAAGAAAAGAAUACUCUGAAAGAAGAAUUAUAGGUUAUUCUAUGCAGGAAAUGUAUGAAGUUGUUGCUGUUGUGGAGAACUACAAGCUAUUUGUGCCUUGGUGUAAAAAGUCAGAUGUAUUAUCGAAGCGCUCCGGGUACUGCAAAGCACAGCUAGAAAUAGGUUUCCCUCCUGUAGUAGAACGGUACACAUCGGUUGUUACCCUGGUGAGACCACACUUAGUUAAGGCAUCCUGCACUGAUGGAAAGCUAUUUAAUCACUUGGAAACAGUAUGGCGCUUCAGCCCAGGUAUCCCUGCCUAUCCAAGGACGUGUACCUUGGAUUUUGCAAUCUCUUUUGAAUUUCGUUCACUUCUACACUCGCAACUUGCUACACUGUUCUUUGAUGAAGUGGUAAAGCAGAUGGUUGCUGCCUUUGAAAGAAGAGCAUCCAAGCUGCACGGCCCUGAAACAAGCAUACCUCGGGAACUGAUGUUUCAUGAAGUUCAUCAAACGUAAUGGGGAAGACUUCACCACCCUCCACCAUAAACAUUUUUUUGUACACACCAUUUGUACAAGCGGUAUUAUGCUCCUUUUGGGGCACCUAUUUCAUAUCUGAGCUUUGUGUGUAAUUUUCUACUGUACAAAACACGCACAUGUUCAGCUGAACGUAUGUAUUCUAUUCAAGCUGCUAUCAAGUGCAAUUCAGAGUGUUAUUGGUAACAGGCAGUUGGCAUGUCUGUAACACAAGGUAGCUCAGGCUACUAUUUAUUAAUCUGUCAAACCAUUUCUGUAAUCAGUUUUUCUGCCUUAUCCAAGCUUAUGUCUUUUCAGCAUUGUAAUAUAUUAACUCAAGUUUUAGCUGUUAGUAGUGUGAAUAUUACUUACCAGCAUCAACCCACUCAACUCUGGAAAAAUUCUGACAUUUUAGCUUUAGGAAGUAUAGAACACUUGUCCAGCAUCAACUGUUUGGUGCUUUUGAUCCCACUGGCUGACAGGGGCUGUCAGGUGCCUCCAGCUGCUGUUGAAUUCUGACCAGAAACUGCUAUUAAAAAAAAAAAAAAAGCAGAGAGGCACAUGUAACAGAAAGUACAGCAGUUUCAGCUGUAUCUGCUAUCUUAGCUCGCUGGGCUUCAGGCAGUGUUGUGUUUGAUAAUCUGAACUCGCCUACUUGCCACUGUUUCACUGUUAGGCGUUGUAAUUAGGUUAUACUAUAUAUACCUGGUCUAAUGCAAACAGAGUUCUCAGUUCUAAAGAGUAAAUGUUAUUUCAGUGAGAGCUAGGGCAUGGAUACACUCCCUUCUGUGCUGCAGUAUUGUCCUUUAGAAGGAGGGAAUGGGCUGUCCUCCCCUUAGCAGUGCAAAGGCACCCAAAGCCAACUGUCAUUUAAUGACACAACAUAGAGCAAGACUUCACUUUAUCUCAGUACUGUUGUGCCUUUUAUCAGUACAGUGAAGCGGUACCAGCUAUCUUGAUUGAACUCAUUUUCACUAAUUAUCUUCAUUACAUCAAUACUCUUCCCAGUCUCUAAAGAAAUGUGUAUAGGUUAGAACAACUUCAUAUCCUGUUCAUGCACUUUCUCAAAUUACAGAGUUAAGUGACUGAAACUAGAUAAAGUUUCAGGUCAAGCACAUAUCCCAGCUGAGGUCAGUCAGCACAUCCAAAGCCUCUGCAAUCCACGUGAUUACUAUAGAAUAGGUGGCAAGAUAUCACAUAACGUAGGAACAUACAUAUCAGGACAAAGGACAGCCCUGGAGCAGUCUUGGGCAUCUUAUAAUACUUCACCAGAAAGACUAAAACUUCAUGCCUCUGAAAGGUAAGUUCUUACUAGUGGUAGGCAGCUGGGCAAAGUGACAGCUGGAUUAAGAGGUCAGUUUUAAAGCACCUGGGCAGUUGUAAAGGAAUUUUUGUUUUGAAACAAUUUAAGAAAAAAUGAAGGGUUCGUGAACACCAUCACUCUUGGAAGUAUUUGGAAAAUGGGAGGUGGAAAGCAGAAAGGAAAGACGUUAAACAGCAGUGUUACUAGCUGUGUUGGGUAAAGAAAAAAGGAGCAGGUGGCAUACAAAGCUGGCUUUAAGGGCAAACUUCACCUAGCAUGGACAACGUAACAUCCAAAGAGCUGAAGACCACAACUCUGAAGCCAAGGAGGCAACUACAUACUACACUUGAGCAGGAGUACUAUUUGAGUUACUCAACUCUUUGCAAAGAAAACUUACCUGUUUCAUACCCUCAGGGCAUUCUCCCUCCUCCCACAGCACUGUGAGAAGUUGUCUGUUCCAGCAUGUAAAACAAGCAGUAUGGAAAAGGCAAAAUAAAGUCAAUGCACGUGCCUUAUUUUCAUAGCAUUGUUUAAUAUUUCAAAAGAACUGUUUGUCAGUUCAGCUUAGAUAUUUCUUACCAGAGUUAAUGUAACUUCUAUUUCAGAGAAACAUUCUAGACAGGGGAAUGCUUCCUGGAGAGAAAUGCCCUGUAGGCUUAAGUGUCAGAUUUCUAGUAAAUCUCAGAAGUGGGCUAUCAAGUUUAUCCCAGAACUAUGGCUUUGGGUACACAGGAAUAAGGUGAUACAUAUCAAUACUCUUGCGCAGUUUGUUUUAUUACAUGAAGGUCACAUAAGAGUGUAUUUGUCUACUUUGUACACAGUUGUCUAGUCUUACGCACAGUGGCUUCCAAGUUCUUCCUAGUUCUGGCAAGCACCAAUAAAUUCUGAAACAGAAUGUCAAGUGCUUUAAGUUUAAAUCAGAACCUUGGUAGAUGGAUCUUGCACUCAGUUAUCAGGAAUGUACAAAUGUCUUUAUUCAAAAAAUACAAAAUAAAUUAUCUGUAGGCAUGGA